UAUUCCCCGGUGGGCCUCCUCCGAUUGAUUGUCCGGUCCGGUGGAGGGGAAGCGCGUUAAUUUCUCCGCCCCUCUCCGACAACUGCUUCCAUUUUCCGCCAUUAACGCUCCUCCUUUUUCCCACGUGUCUCUCUCUCUCUGUUUCCCCGCCCCCCUUUUCCCAAAUUCUGCUUUUGGGUAAAUUUUGCUUCCAACUCUGCUUUGUCUCUAUUCCCAAAAUCCCAUUUGAAACCCAAGACUCAAAACCCACUGAACACUCCAUCUCUCUCCCAUUCAUCCAUCUUCUUCAAGCAAAUUCCCAUCGCCACACACCCACUGCCACUUCAUGCUUCUUUAGGGGCGAGCGCGGAACAGAGAGAUUGCCGGGGAUUGGGGUUGCCUUGCCCGUGAUGUUCAAAUUCUUGUUUAGAAAGGAUGUUCGCAAGAUUCUCAAGCGCAAGGAUAGUGAUGCCGGCCAAAGGGGUACUUUAUUUCCCCCCUUUUCCGUUUCUAUCUCUAUUUUUCCGUUUGAAUUUUUGUGGGUUUCCCCUUGGUUUUCGGAUUCUCGCUUCUCAAUUUCACUCCACAUUCAAUCGUAAUGCCACACAACUUCUUGUAGAUAAGAGGGUAUAAAUUAAAAGUAAAAACUACCCCUCAGGCCUCAACUACGCGCUCUCGUUCUCCUUCUCCAUAGCCAUGAAGGGCGUUUUGCCUUUCAUCACAGUGGCCCCUCACUUUGGAAGGUCGCUGGAGGAUUUGCAAGGAGCAUUGUUUAGCAAAUUUCGCUCGGCUGAAGGUGCCAAGCGUCAGCAGCAACGUUCUUGUGGUCCUGUUGUGGCUCUUACCUUCAACUUCUUUGUUGCAGUUAGUAUUAUUUUCAUGAAUAAAUUGGUGCUUAAAACUGUCGGCUUUACAUUUCCUAUAUUUCUCAGUUUCAUUCACUAUUUCAUUAGCUGGAUAUUGAUGGCUGUUUUCAACUUUUUCUCGAUCCUGCCCGCAUCUCCUCUAUCGAAAACUACCCGUUCAUCUACUCUACUUACACUUGGAUUAGUUAUGUCCCUGUCUACAGGGCUCGCUAAUGUGAGCUUGAAGUAUAAUAGUGUGGGUUUCUAUCAGAUGGCAAAGAUUGCUGUAACUCCAUCAAUUGUAUUGGCAGAGUUUAUAUUAUAUGGAAAGAAAGUUUCUUUCUCUAAGGUCCUAGCACUUAUUGUGGUAUCUGUUGGUGUUGCUGUGGCGACGGUGACUGAUCUACAGUUUGAUCUCUUUGGUGCUUGUAUUGCAUUGGCAUGGAUUAUUCCAAGUGCAGUUAAUAAGAUUCUCUGGUCCAGUCUACAACAGCAGGAGAAUUGGACAGCCAUGGCGUUAAUGUGGAAGACAACACCCGUCACAUUGUGCGGUUUUGUCGCUUUAAUACCCUUCCUAGAUCCUCCUGGUGUUUUAUCCUUCAACUGGAGCUACCAUAAUACGUUGGCUAUUCUGCUGUCGGCAAUUCUCGGUUUCUUGCUUCAGUGGUCUGGUGCCUUGGCACUCGGGGCUACCUCUGCUGUCAGCCAUGUUGUACUCGGACAGUUUAAAACCUGUGUCAUUCUUCUUGGGAACUACUAUCUUUUCAAUGCCGAUCCUGGCAGAACGAGUAUAUGCGGGGCAUUCACAGCUAUAAUGGGCAUGUCCAUUUAUACAUACCUUAACCUGAGACAUCAACCAACCAAAACAUCUCGACAAGCCUCUGCGUUCUCGAAAUCUAAGCUAAGCAAGGAAAAUGGAAGCACCAAUGAUGAGAAGUUAGGGGAGGAGUCUGUUUGAAGCUAGGAGAUGAGGAAUUUAAACGGCUUGAAGUUAAGGGUACCCGUCGCGUUUCAUUGAUUCGUUUUUAGCUAACUGUUUUAUUUUUCUGUAGUUAGAGAUUAGGAAUAUAUGCAUGUCAAUAUCGGUAGAAUGCUCAGGUUUUGUGCUUAGCCAAAUCAAUUUUCUGCUUCAUGAUCUUUUAUUCUCUGCUAUUUUUUCCUGACUUUUGUAGAGUCGGUUAACUAUUAACUAUAUACAAUGUAGAAACGAACUAUAUGCCUCAUUCUUAUUCUUAUACAACUACUAAGCUCCUAUUAAGUUAUGGCA
Molecule: messenger RNA, 2091 nt
Organism: Momordica charantia (bitter melon)
Lineage: Eukaryota; Viridiplantae; Streptophyta; Magnoliopsida; Cucurbitales; Cucurbitaceae
Source: RefSeq, a predicted model, not a curated record